AUGCAGAAGAACCUUCGAAUUAGCGAGGCCCAGCUCAUCUACUUGGCUAACAAAGCCAGAGUGGAAAACACCGUAUGUGGAUAUCUGUACAAGCGCAGCUCUGACAUGGGCCGUUGGCAGCAGCGUUAUUUUGUUCUUCAUCAGAAUGUCUUGUUUUAUUAUGAGAACGAGACUUCAGCACGGCCUUCGGGUAUUGCAUUGUUGGAAGGAAGCUACUGCGAUAGGAUUAUCGCUCCUGUCGGCAUGAAAGGGAGGGAGACAGAGAAACAG
Molecule: messenger RNA, 270 nt
Organism: Candidula unifasciata
Lineage: Eukaryota; Metazoa; Mollusca; Gastropoda; Stylommatophora; Geomitridae
Source: the annotation of a GenBank genome assembly